Messenger RNA from Folsomia candida, 3457 nucleotides. Its product is annotated as beta-1,4-galactosyltransferase galt-1-like. The record is from RefSeq and is a predicted model, not a curated record. The transcript is spliced from 6 exons. Bases 569 to 2056 code for a protein of 495 amino acids. Lineage: Eukaryota; Metazoa; Arthropoda; Collembola; Entomobryomorpha; Isotomidae.
AGAUGGAUAAUGUACGUGCCAACUAUGCUAGAAAUUUUCCAAGUCAUAUGCAUUAUCGAGAUCAGCAUAUCAGUUAAUUUUUACAGACAGAGUUUUAUAUUUGCCUGACAUAACAAAUAGCAUUGUCACAAUUAUGCUUUAUUUAAUAAGUUGUUAGUAAAAUUGAUUAGCUAAAUAAAUUCAACAUUGUACAUUUUUUGCUUUGGUCUGGAAAACCUUAGAAGCGUUAUCUGAUAUGACAGCCCCACGAUAUUUUCUAUUUUAGAUAUUGAAGAAAGAAAAACAGAUUCGUGCCCAAGCAUACCUUGCUGUACAUACAAUUACAUCCAAGAUUCCUAUAAAUACAAAAUUCUACUCCACCGAAAUACACUAAAGAGUCUAUGAAUCUUGAUGUACAUCUGUACAUCUAUUACGCACAACCCCGGUUGCCGGUGACAUAAUGCACUGAUUGCAGUUGUGCAUCUUUCUGACAGUGUUUUUUUCAGUGUUUCGAAUGCCCGAAAUUUUUGCUGUUGUAAGAUCAUUCUGUCUCAUUAAACGUUGGAGUCAGUACAAUUAAACGACUAUCAUGGAUUUGAAGCUGAAAAAAUUAGCAUCAUCUGCCAACAUUUGGGUUCAACGAAAUUUAAGUCUCAAAGCAAUAACAAUUUUAAUGCUCUUGACCUUAAUGCUACUAAUUAAACUAAACUUGGAUUCGUCGCAAUUGGUAAAAACAGAAGAAACGUGUAAAGAAUUUGAAGGACGAGUAGUAGAUUGGCAAGAAAUCACAGAAAUUGGUUCACAUUCGGAUAAUAUCACUCAGAAGACCAAGUUUUUCGUGUAUUCUGCCUAUUUUGAUUAUUACGAAGGUGAAAAUGUAUUGCGAGUGGUUGCCGUUACUCCGUCAUUCUCCCAGCAGACUUUAUUCUGCCACGUAUUUGAUAAAUCAUUGAACCUGUUGGGCAUGUCCCCGGCAACCUUAAGGACAACGAAAUGUCCACAAAACAGUCUCAUGUACAGUGCAGCAUUUAUUCUCUGCAAAUUGGAUUCAGCCCUGAUUGGCGAAAUGCAGCAACAGGAUAUGAAAUUUGUCUCUAUUUAUCCUUAUUCCUCGUUAAGCGACAAUAUUCUCCGUGAUCCAGAUGGAAAGUUAUCUAAUAUAUUGAAAAUAAAUGUUCCCCCACCCGAAGAAAUUGAAGAGCCACACCAGUUCUCCCUGUGUGUUCAGCCAACAUUUUCCUACAACAAUGUCUUUGAAUUUGUACAGUGGUUGGAGUUUCACAAAAUGAUGGGAGUCAGUCACUUUUCGUUUUACAACAUGUCUAUCGGACCCACCGUUUCUUGCGUAAUGAAGUCAAUGGCAGUGAACCAAGAUACACCGAUUCAUGUUCUGCAGUGGACGACCCCAAGCCCUGAUCACUUGAUACUUCAUGUGAAUGGACAGAUAGCUCAAGGGAACGAUUGUGCUUUCAGAUAUCGAGGGGUUUCAAAGUAUGUGGUUUUUGUGGAUUUUGACGAGUGCAUUAUUCCAAAUUAUGUAUAUGCUCGAAACUACGACGAACUAAUCGAGGUGUUGGACGAGAAAUGGAAAAACACGUUUGGAAGAAACAGGACGGUGGCACAGUACCAAUUUCGAGGGGGAUUUUUCGGCUGGGAUUUUGGGAAAUUUCCUUCUUCCACCUUCAAAAAUAAUACUAAUAGUGGUCAGAUUGAGUUGGAGGACUUGGAAAUUUAUAAGCACGUGAUUCGACAGAAGGGGCUACUAAGCUAUAAACAUAGAUCCAAGCUAAUUACAAUUCCGAGGCGCAUUAUCGAGCCAGGGGUGCAUUCAAUUGACGAGGCAGUUGAUGACGGCGUUGAGUUUGAGGUUCCCCACAAAGUGGCGUAUCUUCACCAUUACCGACAAUAUGGAUGUGGUAGAAAUUGUACUUUUACGCCACAAGAAACCGAUUUUGUGGGGCAUUUUUUUGCCCUCACACUCUUGCAGAACGUUCGUCACAUGAUAUCAAAGUUGACGCAGGAAUGCGACUUAAAAUCUGUGAAAGAAUGGAGACGUGACAACAAUCAUGUUCGAUGACAAAUUCUUAUUUACUUAAAAUUCUAUUCACAAUCAUCAACUGACGUCAAGAUAAAAGAAGGCGUCUUCUCAAUAGCUUAUUAAAUAUGAAAAUUGUUAUUUAGUUAGAAGGACUUGAGAUGAACAUUGUGGGGUGACUUAUUUGUAAAACAAUAUUUAUUUUUCCAAAUAUUUAGACAGAUGACUUUUGCUUUCCAACAAAGAUGGCAUUAUAACUAGAACAAAAUAUUUAAGGGAAUGUAAAAAGAUUUAAACCAAAAUAUGCAUAUUAUUGAUCAAGUUGUUUGGUUAAAGCAAAUCUGAUAAGGCUGAUGUCAAACGAUCAUUCCGUUCUAUUGAUUUAUAGGUGAUGUGCCUGCAGGCCUCUUUGAAAAUUCUUGCGAAAUAUUUCUGCUAUACUUCAAUUAUGGCUGCUGCUUUAAAAUCGAUUUAGUGAGAUAAGUUUUGACUAGUAUGUUGGACUGCGCAGAAUUGACUGAAAAUAUUUGGCCAUUCCUUUUAUGUUCGUUGAGUUUUGUUUUUAAUUAGGUCAUUUAUUUGGUUACUUUAAUCCUUCGUAUUAAUUCUCACUUUCCCCAAAAACGUGUUUUUCGUCUAGAUGCCAUGAUUCGUUUAAAUUCACAAUAAAAAAUUGCAUAGAAGCUAAUUUGGCAUUUUCGGUUUGAGAGCCCUUCAACUUGGCGAUUUUCACAAUAAAAAAUUGCAUAGAAGCUAAUUUGGCAUUUUCGGGUUUGAGAGCCCCUCAACUUUGGCGAUUUUCACAAUAAAAAAUUGCAUAGAAGCUAAUUUGGCAUUUUCGGGUUUGAGAGCCCUUCAACUUUGGCGAUUUUCACAAUAAAAAAUUGCAUAGAAGCUAAUUUGGCAUUUUCGGGUUUGAGAGCCCUUCAACUUUGGCGAUUUUCACAAUAAAAAAUUGCAUAGAAGCUAAUUUGGCAUUUUCGGGUUUGAGAGCCCUUCAACUUUGGCGAUUUUCACAAUAAAAAAUUGCAUAGAAGCUAAUUUGGCAUUUUCGGGUUUGAGAGCCCUUCAACUUUGGCGAUUUUCACAAUAAAAAAUUGCAUAGAAGCUAAUUUGGCAUUUUCGGGUUUGAGAGCCCUUCAACUUUGGCGAUUUUCACAAUAAAAAAUUGCAUAGAAGCUAAUUUGGCAUUUUCGGGUUUGAGAGCCCUUCAACUUUGGCGAUUUUCACAAUAAAAAAUUGCAUAGAAGCUAAUUUGGCAUUUUCGGGUUUGAGAGCCCUUCAACUUUGGCGAUUUUCACAAUAAAAAAUUGCAUAGAAGCUAAUUUGGCAUUUUCGGGUUUGAGAGCCCUUCAACUUUGGCGAUUUUCACAAUAAAAAAUUGCAUAGAAGCUAAUUUGGCAUUUUCGGGUUUGAGAGCCCUUCAACUUUGGCGAUUUUCAC